AUUAUCUCUAAUUCUUCUAACAAGAUUAAAUCUAUAUGGGAUAUUGUUAAAACAGAAGUAUCGAGACAUCCUAAUAAAAAUGAUAAGAUAUCCCUAAAAUUAAAAGAAUCUACUAUUGAAAACCCAGUUGAUAUUUCUAAUGCUUUCAAUAAACAUUUUUUAAAUGUUGCAAAUCACUUAGUAACUAAUCUUCAAUCCUCUCACGACCCUUUAGAGUUUGUCCAAAAUGCUUUUUCCAAAAAAUUUCCUAAAAUUCAAUUUUCCCUUGUAACUCCUCAUGAAAUAAGUUUAAUCAUAAAAAACAUGAAAUCUAAAACUUCUCAUGGUUAUGAUGAGCUUAGUAGUAAAAUAAUCAAGCAGUGUUCUGAUCAAUUAUCUAAGCCUCUUAGUUUAAUUUGCAAUAUCUGUUUAAUUACAGGUACCUUCCCUGAUAGGAUGAAAUACGCUGUAAUUAUUCCAUUACAUAAGAAAGAUGCAGUGGUGGAGCACGUGUCUGCUCGCAGCCAGAGCGCGGAAGUAAUCGAUGGCCGGGGAAUAGCUGCUGCGGUCCGCGAAGAGCUGCGGAGGGAAGUGGCCCGGUGGGUGUCGGGAGGCCGCCGGCGUCCCCAGCUCACGGCAGUCUGCGUCGGCGAGGACCCGGCCAGCGCCGUGUACGUCAGGAACAAGAUGGUGGCAGCUAAGGAAGUGGGGAUUGAGAGCAGGACCCUCAGGCUUCCCAAGGAAGUGACGGAGGAAGUGUUGCUGGACACGAUUGGGCGUUUGAACGCAGACGCAGAUGUCGACGGCAUCUUGGUGCAGACGCCGUUGCCGGAGCACGUCUCGGAGCGAGCUGUGUGCGACGCGGUGGCCCCCGGCAAGGACGUGGACUGCUUCAACGCCGCGAACGUGGCACGGUUCUGCCUGGGCACGGGGGUGCUUGUGCCGUGCACGGCGCUGGCAGUGCGGGAGAUCCUGCGGAGAGCCGGCAUCGAAACACGUGGCAAACAUGCAGUGGUGUGUGGGCGGUCCAAGCAUGUUGGCUGGCCAAUAGCGAUGCUGCUUCAUGCAGGUGGGACUGGCAAAAAUGGUUGGAUGGACGCGACCACUACAAUAUGUCACAGGCACACUCCACCUGAUCAGCUUGCACUAAUCACAAGAAGCGCAGAUAUCAUCGUUUCUGCAGCAGGAGUUCCGAACUUGAUCAAGUCGUCCAUGGUGAAGAGAGGGGCCUGCGUGAUUGACGUCGGCAUCACGCGGAUCACGGACUCGGCCGGGAAGAAGCGACUGGUGGGGGACGUGGAUUUCAAAGAAGUGAGCGAGGUAGCAGGCCACAUCACGCGUGUCCCGGGAGGAGUGGGGCCCGUCACCGUCAGCAUGCUGAUGAGGAACACAGUGGUCGCAGCGAAGCAGAUGGCUGAGUGGGAUGAAAGUAAACCACAAGGAAGAAAUGUGAUGUAGAAGUGAUCCUUACAUGUCAUAAUGCAAUUGUGAUCUUAUUGGCUCAGCUAGGGAAGUCUAGUGAGAAGCAAGUGAUAAAUAAAACAGUAUUGUAAAGCCAAA
This is a messenger RNA of Bacillus rossius redtenbacheri, 1539 nucleotides long. It is a transcript of the gene Nmdmc, whose product is annotated as bifunctional methylenetetrahydrofolate dehydrogenase/cyclohydrolase, mitochondrial. Gene Ontology annotation, biological process: tetrahydrofolate interconversion. The transcript is spliced from 9 exons. Lineage: Eukaryota; Metazoa; Arthropoda; Insecta; Phasmatodea; Bacillidae. Gene Ontology annotation, cellular component: mitochondrion. The record is from RefSeq and is a predicted model, not a curated record. The coding region runs from base 304 to 1437 and encodes 377 amino acids. Gene Ontology annotation, molecular function: methenyltetrahydrofolate cyclohydrolase activity; methylenetetrahydrofolate dehydrogenase (NADP+) activity; methylenetetrahydrofolate dehydrogenase (NAD+) activity.